AUGGCAGCCCAUCUCUCCAACGGUGCGGCGACGCCCAAUUCGAAUUACCCCGGCGCAUCCCUCGAGGAUCUUCCCAAGUCAUGGCACUUUACCGAAUCGCUACCCGCCGAUGCCGUCUUCCCUACGCCCGCCGAUUCGCACAAGACCCCACGAGAUCAGAUAACACCCCGACAAGUCCAAAAAGCCAUCUUCACAUGGGUGCGCCCAGCUGAGCAGAAGGACCCCGAGCUUCUUGCCGUUAGUCCAGCUGCGUUGCGAGAUCUGGGUAUCAAGGCUGGGGAGGAAAAGACGGAAGACUUCAGACAAUUGGUUGCCGGCAAUAAGCUCUACGGCUGGGAUGAAGAAAAGCUUGAGGGAGGAUAUCCGUGGGCUCAAUGCUAUGGUGGUUUCCAGUUUGGACAAUGGGCUGGUCAACUCGGCGAUGGCAGAGCUAUCUCCCUCUUCGAGACAACCAAUCCAGCCUCUGGUGAGCGGUACGAGCUUCAGCUCAAGGGCGCCGGUCUGACACCCUACUCCCGCUUCGCCGAUGGAAAAGCCGUUCUCCGAUCGAGUAUCCGGGAGUUUGUCGUUUCAGAGGCACUCAAUGCGCUCAAGAUUCCCACCACUAGAGCAUUGUCGCUUACCCUGUUGCCAGACUCCAAGGUCCUUCGGGAGAGGGUUGAACCGGGAGCUAUUGUGCUGCGGUUCGCCCAGUCUUGGUUGCGUCUGGGCAACUUUGAUAUCCUCCGUGCCAGGGGAGACCGCGACUUGAUCAGAAAGCUGUCUACGUAUAUUGCUGAAGACGUCUUUGGUGGUUGGGAUGAACUACCUGCUCGAUUGGAGAACCCAGACGAGCCGAAGACUUCGCCGCCGCCGAAGCGUGGAGUUGCAAAAGAUACCAUUGAAGGACCUGAAGACGGUGAGGAAAACCGGUUCACGAGGCUUUAUCGAGAAGUUGUCAGACGCAAUGCAACAACAGUGGCCAACUGGCAAGCAUACGGGUUCAUGAAUGGAGUGCUGAACACAGACAAUACCUCCAUCUAUGGACUCUCGAUAGACUUUGGUCCGUUUGCCUUUAUGGACAACUUUGAUCCGACAUACACACCAAAUCACGAUGACUACGCCCUGCGAUACAGCUACAGAAACCAGCCCACCAUCAUCUGGUGGAAUCUCGUCCGCUUCGGCGAGGCAAUUGGCGAGAUGAUGGGAAUGGGGGCCAAGGUGGACGACCCAACCUUUGUUGAAAAGGGUGUUACAGAAGGGGAGGAGGCAGCAGUUGUAGCCAGGGCCGAGAAGCUCAUCACACAGGCCGGCGAGGAGUUCAAGAUUGUCUUCCUUAAUGAGUACAAGAGACUCAUGACUGCCCGGCUUGGUCUAAAGACACACAAAGACUCUGACUUUGACGUGCUCUUCAGCGAAGCCUUGGAUACCCUGGAAGCCUUGGAACUGGACUUUCACCAUUUCUUCCGUCGCCUCAGCAACCUCAAGCUGCAAGAUCUGGCCACCGAAGAGGGUCGAAAGGAGAAGGCAUCCACUUUCUUCCACAAGGAAGGCCCGCCGACGACUGGCACAGAAGAUGGGGCCAGGGAGCGCAUUGCAAAAUGGCUGGCCAGCUGGCGAGAACGUAUUGUCGAAGACUGGAAGGAUGAGGGCGACAACGUGCCAGAAGAGAAGGACAACGAGAGGAUCAAGGCCAUGAAGAAGGUCAACCCCAACUUUGUCCCUCGCGGCUGGAUCCUCGACGAGGUUAUCAAGCGCGUCGAAAAGGACGGUGAGAGGGAUGUACUCGACCGCAUCAUGCAAAUGGCUCUUCACCCAUUCGAAGACGCCUGGGAUGGACAGACCUUCGAGGGGCAGACAUUCCAAGGCGACAAGGACGAGGAGACUCGGUGGAUUGCCGACCCUCCCAAGACUGAGAGAGCCAUCCAAUGUAGCUGUAGCUCAUAGAUAUAGACAACAGCGUACAGCCUUUCGAAUCAUCUCC
Molecule: messenger RNA, 1963 nt
Organism: Fusarium vanettenii 77-13-4
Lineage: Eukaryota; Fungi; Ascomycota; Sordariomycetes; Hypocreales; Nectriaceae
Exons: 2
Coding region: 1-1926 (641 amino acids)
Source: RefSeq, a predicted model, not a curated record